Messenger RNA from Pan troglodytes (chimpanzee), 2709 nucleotides. It is a transcript of the gene COQ8B, whose product is annotated as coenzyme Q8B. The record is from RefSeq and is a predicted model, not a curated record. Bases 222 to 2204 code for a protein of 660 amino acids. Lineage: Eukaryota; Metazoa; Chordata; Mammalia; Primates; Hominidae. Gene Ontology annotation, biological process: ubiquinone biosynthetic process. The transcript is spliced from 15 exons.
CGGGCUCAGUCUGUCCGUCUGUCCAGAAUUCUGCCUGCGGACUCUCUGUCCCCGGCGCAGGCCCGAGGCCGGCCCUCUCAGGCUCGCUGUGGAGGCUGGACCCCUCUGUCCGGGCCCACGGCCCGCCCCCCUCCGGCCGCUCCGCCGGGGCCCCUGCGCCGGGCCCAGGUCGCUGCUGUCCCGGCUGCCGCCGUCGCCCUCCUCGCGGCGCCUCCAGUCCCAUGCGGGCCGCCGCGGGCAGCGCCCCGGCCUCCGCCUCGCUCAGGCUCCCACGGCACGGGCAGCGCCUCAUGCCCGCUCCUUCGGUUCGGGCUUCGGCCGACCCGGCCCCUCCUAUCCCUUUAAAUCCCGCGAGGGGUGUGGCUGGGGAGCCCCGACUCCCGGGUUCCGGCCCGCGGAGCUCCAGCCCGCCCCGCCGCGCAAGGGUUAACCGAUACUCCCCUCAAAGGGGAAAGCCCCGAAGCCCCGCCCCACCGGACGUGACGGAACGGAACGAGACGGAGCCUCGUCCGACUCCGCCUCCCAAGGGGAGGGGGUUUGCCUCUGAGCAUCCGAAGCGCGGCCAGGCAAUGUGGCUGAAGGUGGGGGGCCUACUUCGGGGGACCGGUGGACAGCUGGGCCAGACUGUUGGUCGGCCUUGUGGGGCCCUGGGGCCUGGGCCCCACCGCUGGGGACCAUGUGGAGGUUCUUGGGCCCAAAAGUUUUACCAGGAUGGGCCUGGGAGAGGCCUGGGUGAGGAGGACAUUCGCAGGGCACGGGAGGCCCGUCCCAGGAAGACACCCCGGCCCCAGCUGAGUGACCGCUCUCGAGAACGCAAGGUGCCUGCCUCCCGCAUCAGCCGCUUGGCCAACUUUGGGGGACUGGCUGUGGGCUUGGGGCUAGGAGUACUGGCCGAGAUGGCUAAGAAGUCCAUGCCAGGAGGUCGUCUGCAGUCAGGGGGUGGUUCUGGGCUGGACUCCAGCCCCUUCCUGUCGGAGGCCAAUGCCGAGCGGAUUGUGCAGACCUUAUGUACAGUUCGAGGGGCCGCCCUCAAGGUUGGCCAGAUGCUCAGCAUCCAGGACAACAGCUUCAUCAGCCCUCAGCUGCAGCGCAUCUUUGAGCGGGUCCGCCAGAGCGCCGACUUCAUGCCCCGCUGGCAGAUGCUGAGAGUUCUUGAAGAGGAGCUCGGCAGGGACUGGCAGGCCAAGGUGGCCUCCUUGGAGGAGGUGCCCUUUGCCGCUGCCUCAAUUGGGCAGGUGCACCAGGGCCUGCUGAGGGACGGGACGGAGGUGGCCGUGAAGAUCCAGUACCCCGGCAUAGCCCAGAGCAUUCAGAGCGAUGUCCAGAACCUGCUGGCGGUACUCAAGAUGAGCGCGGCCCUGCCCGCGGGCCUGUUUGCCGAGCAGAGCCUGCAGGCCUUGCAGCAGGAGCUGGCUUGGGAGUGUGACUACCGUCGUGAGGCGGCUUGUGCCCAGAAUUUCAGGCAGCUGCUGGCAAAUGACCCCUUCUUCCGGGUCCCAGCCGUGGUUAAGGAGCUGUGCACGACACGGGUGCUGGGCAUGGAGCUGGCUGGAGGGGUCCCCCUGGACCAGUGCCAGGGCCUGAGCCAGGACCUGCGGAACCAGAUUUGCUUCCAGCUCCUGACGCUGUGUCUGCGGGAGCUGUUUGAGUUCCGAUUCAUGCAGACUGACCCCAACUGGGCCAACUUCCUGUAUGACUCCUCCAGCCACCAGGUGACCCUGCUGGACUUUGGUGCAAGCCGGGAGUUUGGGACAGAGUUCACAGACCAUUACAUCGAGGUGGUGAAGGCUGCAGCUGAUGGAGACAGAGACUGUGUCCUGCAGAAGUCCAGGGACCUCAAAUUCCUCACAGGCUUUGAAACCAAGGCAUUCUCCGACGCCCACGUGGAGGCAGUGAUGAUCCUGGGGGAGCCUUUCGCCACCCAGGGCCCUUAUGACUUUGGGUCGGGGGAAACGGCCCGCCGCAUACAGGACCUCAUCCCGGUGCUGCUGCGGCACCGGCUGUGUCCCCCACCCGAGGAGACCUAUGCCCUGCACCGCAAGCUGGCAGGGGCUUUCCUGGCCUGUGCCCACCUCCGAGCCCACAUCGCCUGCAGGGACCUCUUCCAGGACACCUACCACCGCUACUGGGCCAGUCGCCAGCCAGACGCAGCCACUGCCGGCAGCCUCCCCACCAAAGGGGACUCCUGGGUGGAUCCCUCAUGACAGCCUCCAUGGGGGAUUCAGUCCCCAGAGCAGGCCAUACCCUGCUGCAGUGCCUCUUAUCCCUUCCCCGUCUGCCCUGGGUCAGAGGAGCCCCCUUGGGCUUCCCAGUCUUGCCUGGCUCUCCUCCUUGGCCCAGGAGCUCAGGAUCCCUGGGGCUGGGGAACUCCCAACUUCGUGCCCUAGAUCCUGCACCUCCCCACUCGAAAGUGGGUAUCCGAAAACUAAGCCAGGGAAGCGGUUAACUUAUCUUUGCCAACAUUUGAGGGAGCCUUGGGCCGCUGCAUGUCGUUAUGCAGAUCAGACUCAUCAGGGGGAGCCCUCACCUCUGCCUCAAGCCUCCCGUGGAAGGCGAGAUGGUCCUGGAGGCAGUCCUCACCUCUGCCUCCCUUGCUCCUCCAACAGCUGCCUUCUCCCGGGUUCCAGCCUCUCAGUGUGUUGGAGAGGUAGGGGUGCGGGGUGGGGGGGAGCUGAAUCUUCAAUCGGAAUAAAAGCAGCCCUCCCCUUC